AUGUCAAUUUUUAAUGAGUUGCUACCAAAAAUCAGUGAGAUAUCUAAUGCAAUUACAAAAAACUUCAAUGAUGACCUUAAGGCCGCGUUUGAUUGUUUUGAUAAAUUCGAGGAGGAGUUUCAAAAUGGACGAGGCAAGGCGCGGGAGAAAGGACAAAAAGAUAAAAAUCCUAUGACGACCCUUCAAAGCAUUAAUGAGGACGAUGAUGAAGCAACAAAAGUAUCCGAUACAGACUCAACCAAAAGACAAUCAAACAAUAAAUCAAGUGACAACACAAGCACAUGCAGCUCAGCUGACAGCAACACGGACAAACCACGACGGGCAUCUAAGAAACGCAGUAAGAAUGAAGUGGACGGUAUGUCCAGCCCAGAGCAGGAUAAAAGACAGAAGAGAAACGCUUCUGUCAAAGCACAAGGCUUUAUUAGUAAACAGGUGAACGUGAACUUAAAUCAAAAGCUACGUCGCGAGGAGCCUGAAAAGAAAUCAACAUCUUCAAGACGUCGCAAGGAAGAUGACAAGGAGAAUACUGAGCCACUGCUCAAUAUUGAGAUCAAACAAGAGAAGAUAUCACUACCGUCAGACCCAGAGUCUAUGGAAAUGGAGUCUCUGCCAAUCAAUGUUGAAGUUAAACAAGAACUAAGUAAAGAUGAAAUUGCGAUGCCACCACCUGUCGCGCCAGUUCCUAAAACAAGAGCGAAGGCGGCGCCUAAAGAGAAAGUAUUGGAUGAAAGUAGUGAGGAGGAGUCCUCAAGCCGGAGGAGAACAACCAGAACCAGAAAACAGACACACAACCAGGACACAGCCCCUGUUCCCGCGCCGCGAUCGACUCGAGCGAGUUCACGAGCCACGAAGCAAGCUGAACCGGAAGAACCCGCGCCACCUCCGCCUGACGCCAGACCCAAGCGGACCAGGGCUAAGAAGAAAGUGUCUGAUGUGGCACCGGAAUCGGAACAGGCAACAGAACCGAUACCGUCAGCAAAUGUAUUGGCAUCUCCUGGUGAGAAACCAAGACCUAAAAGAACAAGAAGAGCUCAAAAAGCCGCAGAAAAGACUGAAGAGAAGCCAGAGCCAGUGAUAUCACCCAAAAAAGAACACGUAUCACAGGACCAAGUGUCAUCGCCAAUUAUAUCUCAACCAACAAAAGAAACUAAGAAGCAAACAGAUAAAGACAAAGUGAACCCAAUUUCUCAAACCAUACGGUCCAGUAUCGAGGAGACCGACGCUUUAGAUAAGACGAGAGUGUUGGCCAACGCUAACAAUAUGGAUACAACUGUGGUUGUGCCCAACGCACUGUACAACCAUGCGCCGGUCACGCCCACUAACGUCCGCCAUAUGAACGAGACGGUGGUCAUAGAAGCAGCCACCAGAGAAACCAUGGUGCUGGAUAAACCACAGAAUGCUCUAAUGGAUGCCACUGUUGUGUUGGAUAAAGAGCCGAGACCAGAGAACGUAACGGACGAUAACUCGUUGCUGACAGACGACAGCGACUCUGCGGAGUUGCACACCCCUCCCAAACAGGAACCACCCAAAAUGCAACCCACAUCUGCUGUCAAAGAGAAAGUUCAACAAUUCGAAGAGAUGGCGUCCAGAGUGACCAGAACGAAAACGAGAGCUAUGGCUAAAAAGGAGGAGGACACUGAGACCUACACACCGCCAGAUAAGAUCGUGAAGCCAGUGUUAUCAGCUGAGACUCUCGCCAAGAUGAAUAGCAUGAUAUUUAAUGGGAAGCAGAUAUCAAGUUCAGCUACAAAGCCUCGGUCCAACAUUCCAACCGCUAAGCCAGUUUCGGCGUCUGCUUCUAAACUGAGCGGAAUCAACAAGGCGAGAGAGGAGGCUGAAGCCAAGAGGGAGAAAGAAGAUGCCAGAAAAAAGAAGGAAGCUAUGCUCGAGGCUAAACGGGAAUUGCAUAAGAGAAAGCGCGAAGAAAAGAUGGCUGCUGCAGCUGCGGCGAGAGAGGCGGCUGAGAGGGAGCGGAAGGCCAAUAUGGAGGCCGCCAUCAGGGAUCGGAUGGAGAAGCAGGCUCACGCCGACCUCGGGAAACUCGAGAGGCUCAAGGAGGCUGAGAGGAAAAAGCAAGAAUUAGCCCGCAAAGUGGCAGGAACAGAAGAACGUCGUCGUGCUGAGGAGCAGGCUCGGCAACAGCGGCUCGCUGAGGAGCAGAGGAGAGCUGAUGAAGCUAGAAAGAAACAGUUGGAAGAGGCUGCUGCUAUGAAGAAAGAAGCAGCGAUAAUGGCAAAGGAAAUUGAGAAAAGACAGAAGGAGUAUAUUGAAAAACAGAAGCUUAAACAGAGAAUGGAAGAAAAAAGUCACACGCCGCUGAAGGGUGCGGGCGGCGCCUGGCACGGGUCUGCGCUGGAGCCCGUCCACAUGGCCGACGGCUUCCAGUACCUCAACAGCGACGAGGACGAAGAACCCGUCGAGCGCCCAGUGCCUGACUGGAGCACCUACAAGGCUCGCAAAAAGCAACUGUUCAUCCAAAGCCAAGUGUCGAACGCGCACGUUUAUAGAUUAUUCAGCGUGAGAGUGCACUCUCCGGACCUCCGCGACAUCUUCCCCAACAUCGACCGAUCUCGCCUCAAGCGGACCUCCUCUGCCGUGUGGCGCACUCCUCCCGCCAGACUCGCCGCCGUCACUGAGUGA
Arctia plantaginis is the source of this 2640-nucleotide messenger RNA. The record is from the annotation of a GenBank genome assembly. Lineage: Eukaryota; Metazoa; Arthropoda; Insecta; Lepidoptera; Erebidae.